This is a messenger RNA of Megalobrama amblycephala (Wuchang bream), 1102 nucleotides long. RefSeq names its product GTPase IMAP family member 9-like. NCBI's taxonomy places the organism in Eukaryota, Metazoa, Chordata, Actinopteri, Cypriniformes, Xenocyprididae. Gene Ontology annotation, molecular function: GTP binding. The transcript has 2 exons. The record is from RefSeq and is a predicted model, not a curated record. The coding region runs from base 1 to 1101 and encodes 366 amino acids.
AUGGAGAUGAUUGGGGGCAGGUGCACGAUGCCAAAAAGACAAAGAACUUCAGUCAACAUCCCCAACAGUUCUGUCAACCAUCAUUUAUCCAGAAGAAUCGUGCUGCUGGGUAAAAGUGGAGUUGGGAAGAGUGCAGCUGCAAACACAAUACUGGGACAGACAGUGUUUGAAUCUGCAGUUGGCUCAAUUUCAGUGACCCGUGAAUCUUCAGUGAAACAUGCCACUGUUUCAGGCAGAUCUGUGUCUGUAGUUGAUACACCUGGAUUCUUUGACACACAGAUGAGCUCUGAGCACUUAAUGAUUGAGAUAGUGAGAAGUGUUUAUAUAUCCAGUCCUGGACCUCACGCUUUUCUCAUUGUGUUUCCUGUGAAUAGAUUCACUAAGCAGGAGGAAGAGAUUCCUCAGAUGAUUGAGAUGUUGUUUGGUGAAGAAGUGUUGAAAUACUCCAUGAUUCUCUUCACUCAUGGAGAUCAGCUAGAAGGAAGGUCCAUAGAAGAAAUCAUUGCAGAAAAUGAAGCAUUAAGAUAUGUAGUUGAUCAGUGUGGAGGUAGAUUUCACGUCUUCAACAAUAAAGAUCAGAAUAACAGAGAGCAGGUGAAUGAUCUACUGCAGAAGAUUGACACAAUGAUAGAGCAGAAUGGAGGAGGACACUACAGUAAUCAGAUGUAUGAAGAUGCUUACAGAAUUAGACGAGAAGAAGAGUUUGAGAGUGUAAGAAAGGAGACAGAGAUGAGAGUCAGAGCAGAGAUACAGCGUGAGAAUGAGAUACAAAGACAAGAGGAGAUUGAGAGAGUGAGAAUGGAGACAGAGAUGAGAGUCAGAGCAGAGAUACAGCGUGAGAAUAAUGUGAGAAAACAACAAGAGGAGAAACAAAAUACACCAGAGUGUGAAAAAAGAAGUGGAUUUAAGAAGUUUUUUUCCAAGUAUUGUAAAUACUUUUUAAUUGGCAUUGCAGCUGGUGCAAUAAUUGGUGGUGGAGCUGGUAGAGAUGUUUGUGGAGUUGUUGGUGAAGUUGUUGGUGGAGUUGUUGGUGGAGUUGUUGGUGGAAUUGUUGGUGGAGUUGUAGCCUUAAUUGUUCAUAAAAGGCAGAGGCGUCACUAAU